AUCAAUUCAAGGUUAUUGUGAUCGUGGUACUAAGGUGAUGUUGUCCAUUCAGCGUUGAAACCUAGGGGUCCCCUGAGGCGCUAUCCGACACUGCCGGCCCUCAGCCACGUAAGUCGCAUGUUGGUGGCCCCAAGACUUGUACACGCCUCUCCACGUCAUCGCGUCCAACCAUGAAUGCAUAACACGAACUAUUCCAAGACUCACUCACCACUUCAUCGCUAUUUCCAGUUUAGAUCAUACGAAGGCAUCACUCUUAAAUUAUCUAUAUCAAUCCGUUUGUGCCUGGAUUCUCUUACUACGACCCAUCACAGCUCCCAAAAUAUCCUACAGCAUGGCGGACCAGAAUCAGAACUACUAUCCUCCACCUCCCACUCACCCUACUCAACAACAAGCUCUACACCAGAACCAGGCUUACACUCAACCUCCAGCUAUUUCGCUACAGCCAGCUGAUAUGUCCCAAUCCUUACAGCCAGCUGAUAUGUCCCAAUCCUCACAGCCAUAUGCGACUGGAGCACCUACGCAAAAUUACGAACCAGCUGCGCCACCUCUACCAGAAAGACACAACGACCAUUUUGCUCAGUCCCAGAACGUCCAGCAAACUCAACAACCCGCCUACAGCCCAGCCCACUAUGCCAACCAGCAAUCAUUUCAGCCUGGCCAGCAAUUUCAACCACCGCCGCAACGCAUUAAGCAGACAUUCCCAACCGAGGAUGACCCGUCAAAUCCCAUCCACUACAUCCGAGAUCCUCACAAACUUAUAGGCUAUCUUGUGCCAUUCCCCAAACCAGUACUCGGAAAUGUCAAACCCGAAGACGUGCCGGCGCGCUUUAUGAUCUACACGCCUCCACCUCCACCACUCCAAAAGCCAGCCGAAGGUGUCAAGGAGGACAAAUUGCACAAGGUCCAGCGCAAAUGGCAGGAAGAGGUCCGCUCCGCAAAGACCAGCACAGCGAAGACCGCUUCCUGGAAAGGCCUCAAAUCCAAAGCAACCAAGGGCAUUGACUGGGCUAUGAAUAAGACGACCUCGUCCAACCUGGACUUCCUCGGCCGAGUGUCUCCCGGGGUAUCCGAUGACGAGCAUGAAGGCGACGAGACGCACAAAACCGUCGGUGUCAAUGAGAUGAUCCUGGUCUAUCCUCCAACUAUGCAACUCAAUGACCAGCAAAUGCGCCAAGAAUUUGUCAACACUAUGCUGCGGACAAAGUCAAAAGCGCAGCGCGACACUAUUAUCGCUACAGGUCUGAUGCCGGUUAGUUUUGGCAUUGAUAUCCUCGCAACCUUCAUCUGGCCAUUUGGCGGUCUUGGGGAGAUCGACACUGUCUGGGCAUACUCCAGUUUCCGCGGCGCCAAAACUGCUCGUAGUGUUACCAAGCGGUUGUCGAGCAGCCAAUCGGGUGGUCAUGAGGACGAACAGCUGAAGCUCACAUUUGCACACAGCCAGCGCAUCGAGCUCUUGAGGCGAUAUCUGGAGGCCGAGUGCCACAAAGUUGACAGCAAGCUGUUCCCCACGUAUGCGACCAGUCCCACUGAGAGUGAUGUGCUGGAAGCGAUUGGGUGGACACCUAGCGACCGGAGGAGAAAGAGCGAGACGGAGCUCGAGGACAAGAAUUGGGAGGACGAGCAGUGGCAGGAGACGGAGGUUAAACAGGAUCUGAAGAAUGUCUUUGUGAAGGCGGCCAAGGAGUGGAAGAAGUGGUGUCUUUUGCUGGAGAAGGAUCCCGAGAAGGCGAUGAAGAAGUGAGCUUGGAUUGUACUUUGCUGCUAGCUUUAUCUGGAGCGGUUGCACAGCGAUACGGUCCUAUGGACGGCAGGCAUUAUAUGAGCAGCUGGGCACGGGCUUGCUGACAGCAUUGAUGAUCAAGGACUGCUAGCUUUCUUAUACAUGUUUUUCUGUGCCAAAUCACUCAAUUACGUUGAUGU
Molecule: messenger RNA, 1920 nt
Organism: Exophiala viscosa
Lineage: Eukaryota; Fungi; Ascomycota; Eurotiomycetes; Chaetothyriales; Herpotrichiellaceae
Exons: 1
Coding region: 332-1741 (469 amino acids)
Source: RefSeq, a predicted model, not a curated record